AUGGGAGACGAUCCGGAUGGUUCGGGCGGGGGAUAUCAUCGCCCUCAGCGAAAGAGGGUCAGGACGACGAAGGUAUUGGAGAUGGAGCAGCAAAAUGGCGAUAUGGAAUGGCAGGAGGAAGGUGAGACCAGUGAGGGAGCUCUGGGACAAAACCGAGCUCGGAAGCAAGCUGCCCCCAAGUCAGCUGGCGGUAUGGUCGAGGCAGGCGCAGUCCAGCGCUUGAAGCAACUACUAGAGCAGGACUUAAACAAGAAAAUCGAAGCGAUGAAGGCCGAAUUUCAGCUCGAGUUCACCAAGCUCAGUGAUCGCAUAGCCGAGGAAGUCGCCAGGGCCAUGGCCCAGAUGGCACAAGAAUUAUCGCAAGUCCGAGACCAGCUCACCCAG
Fusarium redolens is the source of this 384-nucleotide messenger RNA. RefSeq lists its product as uncharacterized. The transcript has a single exon. The record is from RefSeq and is a predicted model, not a curated record. The annotation marks the transcript as partial. NCBI's taxonomy places the organism in Eukaryota, Fungi, Ascomycota, Sordariomycetes, Hypocreales, Nectriaceae.